Saccostrea echinata is the source of this 3282-nucleotide messenger RNA. RefSeq names its product tyrosine-protein kinase Fer-like. Gene Ontology annotation, molecular function: ATP binding; non-membrane spanning protein tyrosine kinase activity. The record is from RefSeq and is a predicted model, not a curated record. The transcript is spliced from 17 exons. Gene Ontology annotation, biological process: peptidyl-tyrosine phosphorylation. Bases 149 to 2725 code for a protein of 858 amino acids. Lineage: Eukaryota; Metazoa; Mollusca; Bivalvia; Ostreida; Ostreidae.
AUGACAUCACAGCACAAAAAUCGGGAAAGCGGAAGCUCCGAUAGGAUAUGCAGUGGUUUUCCAACAGAAACUGAUUAUAUCGGUGAUCUCUCAGAUCAUAAUGUAAACAUCAGGAUUUAGGCAGCUAGAAAAACACCACGUAGGAGCCAUGGGUUUUGGAACUGAGUUCCAAGGGAAGAAAUCCCAUGAAGUUCUUCUUCGAAUCCAGGAGCAUGAAAUUCGACUAUUGGAGGUGAUGAAACGGUGCCUCAACAUCCGAGUCAAGAGUGAUCGCAACUAUGCAGACGCCCUUUCAGGAUUGGUCAAAGAAGCCCAGAAAUUUACUUGUCCAGAAUUUCAACCCAUGCAAGCAGUCUUCCAGGCCUGGGAUGUGGUGCUACAACAGACAGACAAACUGUUACAGUACAUCAAACAAAACGCACAGAAGAUGGAGUCGGAGACGCUGACACACCUCACCGAUCUCAUCAGCAGGAAAAAAGACGCCAAGAAAUUCUACAUAGAUGAACGGAGUCGCCUAGAGAAGGAUUUCAAUAAGGUUCAGGAUGAGGUGCAGAAGAACAAACAGGAGUACAGUCACUGCGUGAUGAGAGUAACGGCGGACGAGGCCAAAUAUAACGACAUCAAAUCCAAAGGUGGAAAAUCCUCUAAGGUGGAGGAUGCCAAGGUGAAAUACCAGAAAUCCGCGGCGCGGCUACACCGGAUCCACAAUGACUAUGUCUUGUCGCUACGGGAGGUUAGCGCGUGCCAGGACGGGUACCUUACACAGACACUACCGAGCUUCCUCAAUUACCAUCAAACAUCACAGGAAAUCCUCGUCCAACAAUGUAAAGAGAUCCUUUUGCAAUAUCAAGAAUUGACGGAUCUAUCCAAUGAGACGUGUUGUGAAAUCUUCAGGGAAACCCGAGAAGCCAUCGAAAAAAUCAACCCUGAGAAAGAAUAUUACAAUGAGGAGUUUGUGAAUCAGUUUAGUUCCGACAAAAUAGAACCAAUAACAUUUGAAUUUGGUAACACACUGCUGGCUGACUAUGUAGGGAUCCUAGAGAGCAACAAACUUUCCCUCAGCGACCUCACAAGUACAGACCUACAGACAAGGAAAAAGGAGAUCGAGGAGGAAAAAAAUAGGUUGGAAUUACUCCUGAAAAAUCGAGAGGAGAGCCUGAGUAACUUGGAGGAGGAGCUUAAGUCGAUUGGCAGCCAACAAUGGCAAUCUCCGGAGUAUCAUCAGAAAAGGCAGGAGGUGGAGAAACUUCGCUGUGAUCUGGCGGACACCAAAGCAAAAUUAGCCACACAGGAAGCUCUGCUAAAGGAGGUGACAGACGUUAUUGAUGCUGCAGGGGAAAACGUCCCAACGGCACUCGAGUUCUCGGUGGAAAUCCCCCUGGAUGACGGAUCAGUAUCGGGUAGCAAGUUUAGUAAUAAAGGUCUGAUGGGUAUUAAGAGCCUCACUCAGACCAUUAGUAAAGCCAUCCGUAAGACUCACAACGAGAACGAGUCCAACCAGGAGGGCUACGAGGAUUCAGAAAAAGAGGGCAACAGAAGUAACGGUCCGCAGUCCCCUCCUACGUCACCGGAUUACCAGUUGGCUGACAACCCUUCAUCUAGUGGUUCGGAGGUCCCAGUGGAGGAGCAGGACUGGUUUCACGGGGUCCUUCCAAGGGAGGAGGUCCAAAGGUUACUGACCAAGGACGGGGAUUUCCUGGUCAGGGAGAGCAAGAAUCGGAAGACUAACGAACCUCAAUAUGUGCUGUCUGCAUUCUGGCAGGGCCAUCGGCACUUCAUUAUACAGUAUGCAGAUAAUGGCUGGCGAUUUGAGGGCCGAUCUUUUCCCACCAUUUCUGAACUCGUAAAUUAUCAGCAUUUGUCUGGUGAACCAGUAACCACAAAAUCACAGACAAUCCUAAAAACUCCCAUCAUCCGCGAACAAUGGCAGCUUAGGAAUGACGACAUUGCCUUGGAAAUGAAGAUAGGAAAUGGUAACUUUGGAGAAGUGUACAAGGGAGUUUAUAAGCCUAAGUCAAUGGUUGUAGCUGUAAAAACGUGUCGAGAUACCCUGUCGGAGGAACAGAGGAAGAAAUUCCUUCAGGAGGGGAGGAUCCUUAAACAGUACGACCAUCCCAACAUUGUACGAUUUAUCGGCAUUGCAGCUCAACGUCAGCCUGUCAUGAUAGUCAUGGAAUAUGUAGCGGGAGGUGCCCUGUUAAAUUAUCUAAGGAAACAGGGUAAAACUUUAUCCAAGAAACAGCUAACAAAGAUGUGUGAAGAUGCAGCCAGUGGGAUGGCGUACCUAGAAAGUAAAAACUGUAUACACAGAGACCUGGCAGCCAGGAAUUGUCUGGUUGGCGACAAGUCAGUGGUGAAGAUCUCGGACUUCGGGAUGUCCCGGGAGGAGGAAGAAUAUGUCGUGUCAGAUGGGCUGAAACAGAUCCCCAUCAAAUGGACUGCACCAGAGGCCUUACUGUAUGGAAAGUACACAUCUCUUUGUGAUGUUUGGAGUUUUGGAAUCCUAAUGUGGGAGAUUUUCUCUGGUGGUAUCACUCCUUACUCUGGAAUGACAAAUAACCAGGCUAGAGAACAGAUAGACAGAGGCUAUAGAAUGCCGCCCCCGGAGGGUACCCCUGAUGCCUGCUAUGACCUAAUGAUGAAGUGCUGGGAGUACAAUCCUAAUGACCGCUAUCACUUUGGCAAAAUCCACAAGGAACUUCAAUCAAUCUUUAAGUCAUUAUGAUAAUUUCCCAAGAGUCUGUGUGGUUUCCCAUGAUGCAACAGCCUGUCGUUCAUUGGUGAAAUUUUACAUUUAAAGUUACAUGUGAAUAUAAAAAGAGACAUAGUCUUUCAUGAACCUGAACAAAUAAGAAAAGACCACAUAUGAGAUUUUUUAACAGCAAGAGACAAUCACAAGAGUUAAUUGAACUUUGACCUCUUUGAUGGGGAUCAGAGGUUAAAGGUUAUAAAGGUUAAGUUUAAGAUAACAUAUAAAUAAAGAAAGGAAGGUUGAUAUUUUCUCCAUGAUCCACAAACUUGGAGACCAUUGUUAUUAUGUUGUUAUAUUUUAGUGAUUUGCAUAUAUGAGGUCACAACCUUUGACCUUGAACCGUUGCCUUAAUGAUAUACAAUGUAGCAUCUGUCACCAUUGCUGUUUAGUCAAAACUAUGCAUAAUGAUUGUAUAAAUAUAAAGUUUAUUAAUAUUUACCUGUAAGUUGUUUUUAACCAUGUGUUUAUCAUAAUUUCCUCUUCGUUGAUUGUCUGUAAGAGACCUGCCUUUGCUUGUCUGAUUUUUAGAA